GUUUCAUUCACCUUCACCUACGAUCAACAAAACGAUCUCGUUUUAUUAUUAGAUUGUAUUUUUUAUUCUAAAGAUAAUAAAUAUAAUAAACAUAAUAAAUUCAUCUUUAACAAUAUUUGAAUUCCUGUCUGUAAAGCGAAUUAAUGUUUAUUAGUAAUGGAUGACCAGAUUCGUGAUGGACCAAUUACUGUAUGGCAAAUGUUCAAUGCGCCGACUAUGGUUUUGUUCAAUAACUUGGAGCUUGCUGCUGAUGGAUUAGAUAGACUAUUAACUUCCAUUUUAAAGCUAUCAGGAGACUUUUCUGAAGUUCUUGUACCACGGCCUGGCUCUUCAAAGUAUCCAGAUUUUUAUUAUAGUGCUUUUAAUACAUGGUUAAUUGGAAGAUUGUUUUACAUCUGGUCUGUAAAAGAACUUGAUAGGAUAUGUUUAUCUAGCAAAGAUGCACAGUUGAAGAUUUUGAAUAUACUGAGCGGAAAUGGUGCCAGUUUUUUUAAUGAAAUACACUCGGAGUAUAUUGAUAUAUUAACUAAAUUGAUAAAUUAUUACAAGGAUUAUACAAGCCAUAACCAACAUACAGAAUUAGUGCUUGACAAUUUUAAGCCUGCCCAGAUUGAUAUACCUAGUACACAGUUAAAUUUGGAACCAAUAUUUGUAAAAGUGAACAAUCUGGCUACAUGUCAAACAUUGAUUGAAUUAUUAUUGCAAUUACUCUCAGAAAGCAUAUCAGCAAAUUCUCUGAAUAUUGAUAGAACCAAAAAUGAAUAUGAAUUGGUAUUCAACAAAGUGUUGUAUAUGCUUGAUAAUUAUAAUGUAGAUUUAAAACUGAUUUCAUUUAAGUUUUUUGUGAACUUAUUAAAAAUAUUUAAUGAAGUAUCACUAAGCAGGUUCCAUCACAUUUUCCCUAAAAUCUAUAGUGAUUUACUUGAAUCUGUGGAGGCUAUUAUAAAGUCUAUCAAUGUUUAUUAUGAAAAAUGUGAAAUUGACCUAAUAUAUUUGAACAACUUCAACUCAUUGUUAUUACAAUUUUUAAAUAUCACAUUUAAAAAUAUGGAAAGGGAUAAUGAAGAAACAUUAUUGAAUAUCUGCUUAGCAAUUCUUAGGAUGAAUAACAAUAAAAAUUUUACAAAGGAAAUAAAACUCCAGUGUAUGUCAUUAAGUGAAAAAAUAGAUUUUCCAAAAGAUAUAAUGAAUAUUGAAAAUAAGGACGCUUCUGAGAUUGAUGUACUUUCAGAUUAUUAUAGCAAACAUAUAUUAGCUUAUAUUCAAAGAAAAGACCAUGGAGAAAUAGGGAAUUUUAGAGAAUGCUGGGAGUAUAAUCAAGUUUUAUUUGUUUUACACUCCUUAAAAAGUUGUGAGGAUUGUCAUACACAUUUUAUAGUAAUUGAAUAUAAUUUAAAAAGAUGUUGCAGUGUUCUAAAUAUUUUGCAAAAUGUCUUAUUGCAAAGUAAAAUCCCUCUUAAUGAUGGUUGUUCAUCAGAAACUUCAUAUAUAUUGGAUAAAGCAAGUGUUCUCUCUACAUGGAAGACAUUAUUGAAAGUUAUUGAAUUAAAUAAAAAUAAGAUAAUUGAAAACACCAGUUGCACAAAAAUGAUUAUGGAUAUCAUAUAUAGCACAGUAAUUCUUUGUGAGACUUUAAAUGGUGCAGAAAAUAAUACUGUAUUACAAAUCUUAUGCCUCCAGGAUAUGUCACAAUUUACUGAACUUAACUUAGCCAUGUAUUCUCAGCAAUUAAAGGUGGUGAUGCUAACAUCCAUAAUGACUACAAGAAUCGUUUUAAAAACUAAGCCAAGUGAAAGUUGGAAUAUAAUAAUUUCGUUUCUGGCAAAAGACUUGUUGAAAAAUAAAGGAACAAGUGCAUACAAUGAAAUAAUUUCGAUAUGCCCGCUUCUGUUAUUAACCAAAGGAGUUUCAGCUAGUAAAUUGAUUAGUGAAGUUUUAAUGCCAGCUUUUUUAACAAAAGAUCAGGAGAUCCAGAGUAAAGUAAUACAAGUUUUGCCAGCAAUUGGUUGUAUGUCUUUAGGAUGUUUUGAUGUUAUUGUCAGCUCUUCAAAGAAUAACAAGGGACAUUCCUUGUAUAAAAAUAAUUCUAUAGAUAUUUGCAUAAUAUGUUCCAAUUGUCACAUACAAGAGAGAAAUAGUAGUAGUGGACACAUUAAACUUGCAUCAGAGAAUGUUCAGACUAAUACUGGAUAUAUAUCAAUUUUAAAUGGUCUUAGAAAUUUAUUUUCAAAAUUUUUAAAUUACAAACAGUACUCGAAUGUGGACAGUAAGGAAUAUUGGGAUCUCUUAGGAAGGUUUUGCAACCAUUAUUAUGUAUUCGACUAUGGAGUCUCAUCAGAUAUACUCAAUGUAGAAAAUUGUGAAAAUGUAUUAAAAAUCUUUACCCCAUUUAUAGACAACAUUAUGAUGGAUACAGAUGAGGAGUGGAAGUCGCAUAAAGAGACAGCAUUUAAUAUAUGUAUUAAGUUGCUUGUAGAAUUGACUCAAUUCUGUUUAGAAAAAAAUGAUUACAAUCAACAGACUCAUACUAUUAAUCUUAUUAAAAGAUUUGGAAAAUGUCGCAAUGAGAAAGUUUUACUACCAACUACGAAACUCUUGGUUUAUUUUAUAAUGUAUCCACAGUGCCCUCUAGGUGCUAAAGCUGUUGUUUAUCUACGAGAAAUUUGCGAAAUUCAAGGAUAUACACCUAACCAAGUAUAUCAUAGGUAUAAGAAGGAUUACUGCAGGCUUUUUGUGGAAUGUAGUUUGUAUAAUGGAAAAGAGUUCGCCAUUUCGCUACUGAAAGUUGUUAGGGCAUUUGGCUUUGUUGGUUAUAGAGAUUUCAUAUCAAAAGAUGUACAUCACUUCCUUCCAUACCUUAUGCCAUACUCGGUAACGAUAAAAGAAGUGCCAUCUAUGAUAGAAGAAAUUGCGUCUUUAGUACAGUGCUCAGUUUCGGAUUUCUUAACUGAAAGAUUUCCUCAUAUAUAUGUUCAUGUUUAUUUAAAUGAAAAUGCUGAAGUUUCCAAGAAGUGCUUCGACGUAAGCGAAAGAUUGACGAAGACCUCGAUUUUGAAUUUGAUCAAGAAACAUUUUAGAGUGAUCUUAACAGAAUUUCUAUUGCAGUAUUGUUGCAAUCCCGAGAAAGUGCUGAAUGCUUGUAGAUACCUAGCAUGUCACGAUCCCGAUGUAUCAACAUCUAAUAUUAAUACUAAUAUGAGUACAGCGCAAAUAGCCGACUUUUUGAAUCCAAAAUUUCUCGGCGUACUAGCGUAUUUUGAUCACAAAUUAGUGAAUGCUAAAGUGGCAUUGUCAGUCAAAAGGAAGGCGUUAAAAAGCUUUCCUGACAUUAUUCAAUUAAUGGGAGCGAAGUAUUUAACUCCGUUGAGGUUUAAAAUUCUGGCUACACUUAGAUCAGCUUUGCCCUUAGCGAAAGAAUUUCCAAAGAUUUUGGCAGAAGCAUGGGGAGCGUUCAUCCACAAUAUUGAUACUAUAUCACUUGGACCUCUCUUAUCAAGUUUAGCAGUAUCAUUGAUGCAGCAAUUUGAUUAUGCUCCACAUGAAAUUAACAAAAUAUUCCAGUAUCUCAUUCUAAAUAAUGAGAAUUUGUUGAGUUCUCAUAUCUCUGAUCUAUUCUUUUUAGAAGAUACUAAAAUAUCAGAGAAAGUAAAAAAGGUUAUCAAAAAGCAUGUGAAGAGAACACAGCCUGAGGGAUUUUUGGAUAAAAUUAAAUGGUAUUUGCAGCAUUUGAAUCAAGAUAUACCAAGUAUUAAAGCAUAUGCUUUUUCUAAUUUGGACAAACUAUUAAAAAGUAAUAGAACAGAAAUACAUAAGGCUAUAUUUGGAGGCAAGACUAUUGAUGCUGUUAUGGUUGAGCUUAUAGACUCAUUGCUUUUAGGUUGUAAAGACAGCGAUGUGAAUGUUAGCGCUGUAAGCGGUGCCUGCCUUGGCCAGCUCGGGGCGAUAGAAGCUGGCCACCUGCCACGGCAGUACGUGCAGCCUGACAGGUCGCCGUUUGCUUUCACUAUAGGCGAGAACUGCUUCGCUGCUACAGCAUUAGUGGAACUCACUAGGGCAUUCCAAUACGAGAAGGAUACUAUGAACAUGGAUUGUUAUGCGUUAACAAUUCAAGAAAUAUUAAAAAUAUACGAUAUAUCACCUACUGGCAGCAAAAAAGAAGUGUGGUACAGUUUUCCAGAAAACAUGCAUCAAAUAAUGUUUCCGUUAUUGAGUUCCAGAUACACACUGGCUUAUCCAUCACAGCCAAAGAAAGCUCAUCCACUUUUUGGUUCAAUAUACGCCACAACUUUUCUGGAGUGGGCCCAUAAUUGGGCUGGCCAAUUGAUUCCUCUGAUAGAGUCGGAGAAUGUACGCGAACUAUUGCGCACUGUCCACCCGAGCAUGCGUCGUGACGUCCGAACACUUUUCUUGUUCCUACCGUAUGCAUUGUUGCACGCCAUUAUGUCAAAGACAAACAACCAGUAUAUACAAGAGGAGAUAUUAGCUGUAAUUGGUUUGGAGAAUUUCGAAAAUGAACAGUUCAUGACAGAGAGAUGUAAGUAUAAAAUAUUACGGCACAUAAGAAUGACGCCCAGUGUGACUUCAGUACAAGCUGAAGAGGGAAAUCAGAGUAAAUGCAGUAAAACUGUGUACACACUGUUGGACUUUCUAAAUAGGUGGUUAUUGGAAUGGUGUUAUUCAAAGCAAAGACCUCUUGAGAGUCAGAAUUAUAAGGCAAUAGCUUCUUUCUUGGAGAAAUUUGACAAGCUAGCGAUAGCUCGCGGGAACUUUAUGUGUGGCGAGCUUGAACGUGCAUUGCAGUAUCUAGAGUUAUAUAUGGACGAGAGGGCAGACAGAAUGCAAGAACAAUUGCCGUUGUUGGCCGAGAUUUACGCACUGUUAGAUGAACCCGACUCUGUAGCUGGUAUAUUAUCGAUACAGCGGUCUGAGCCUUCACUGAAGGAAUUAAUUUUGGCGCAAGUGGUGACUGGGCGACUGCAAGAUGCUGCCCUGUGUUACGAGAGGCUAGCGCAAGAAGGCCAAUUGGAUACUCAUAGUUUACAAGGGAUGAUAGACUGCUAUUUGGGUCUGGACCAACCAUUUACAGCAUACCGAUUGCUCAGUGAACAUGAUUCUGAGGAAUGUAUGGAGCUUGCAGCAGAACCACUAUGGCGUUUGGGGCGAUUUGAACAACUCGAGGAAUUAGCCAAGAAACCUGUACCAGCGGGUAGAGAGAACUGGGGAUUACUGAUGGGUCGGAUUCUCCUCUCGUUCCGAGCCCAAGAUCACGAAGGGUUCUUAUCGUCAUGCAGAGAGACGAGGAGCAGGCUUCUGGCACAAGUUGGUUGCGAAGGGCAAGGAGAGGGGGCGCUUCGCGGGGGCUAUCAGAGUAUACUAGGGCUACAUAUAGUUACAGAGGCCGGCCACAUGGAGGAAGUUUUUACAAAACUUAAAAAUAUAAAUGAUGGCGAUAGACAAGGGAUGGAUAUAAUAAAUCAGUUAUUAGACGAAUGGCGUCGAAGGCUUUCAGUUGUGCAAUCUGACGUACGCACAAUUGAGCCAUUGUUAAGAAUACGGAGAAUAUUUUUGCAACAAACACAGGAAUUGUUGGAGCCAACUCAUCCUAUGACCGCGAACAGGCUGAAAUCAUGCAUAGGAAAUCUUUGGUUACAGAGUGCGAAACAUGCCCGCAAAGCUGGUAUAUUUCAGCAGUCAUACAUGUAUAUACUGAACGCAGAAGAGUAUCAGCCAGAGGAAUUGUUCAUAGAGAAGGCAAAGAUGUACUGGGCGCGUGGGCAGCAUGACCACGCCUUCACCACUCUGCGUAGAGGAUUGGAUGAUGCUUACCCUAAUAUUGAACAACUAAAUAAUGAACAGAGAAAAACAUGUGCCAAAGCGAAACUUUUGAUAGCCAAAUACAACGACGAGACUACCAACGUUGAUGUCGAUGUCAAUAUCGGCUACUACAAGGAAUCUGUGGACGUCUUCAAACAGUGGGAAAAGAGUUUGGUUUGCCUCGGCUCAUACUACGAGAAAGUAAGCAGCGGCGAAAAUGCAUCGAAUCCCAGCAUUAUGUGGAUGCGGAAGCGGUACGCCCUCGAUAGCUAUGGAAAAGCGUUACAGUACGGGCACAAGUAUUUAUAUCAGAGCAUGCCUAGAAUGCUGUCUAUAUGGUUGGACAUGGAGGUAACAUCAGUGGAUACAAGCGCACAUACAAUAUUGGCGCAAAUGACGGAGAUUAUAAAAACUUAUUCCGAAAGAUUGCCUAUUUAUUUAUAUUUGACUGCAUUUUCACAGAUUGUGUCAAGAAUUUGUCACCCAGUUAAAGAGGUGUACCUCCAGUUGAAAGCUAUAAUAGUGAAAUUGAUACUGGCGUACCCUCAACACACGCUAUGGAUGAUGAUGUGCGUGAUCAGGUCAGCGUACCCGCAGCGUAUAAAGCGCUGUGCCGAUGUAUUUGCCGACCCUCGACUCAAGGAGCCCCAUAUGCUGAAACUGGUCAGCGACUUCACGCAGCUCGCUGAGAAGUUGAUAGAACUGUGUAAUAAGCCGAUUGUUAGUAGUGCCACGUCAACAACCGUGUCUGCCCUUGUUCGCACCCUGCCUCGCUUGCUUGCCAGUGAGAACUUCAGCCAUAUAAUGAUGCCAUUUCAAGAGUUCUGCAAGAUAGUCUUGCCUUCAAAGGCGGCGAGACAAGAGCGUAUCGACUUUAACAUACCUGUGGAACCGCCCGUGUAUAUAGCCGGCAUCGAGGAACAUAUCAGUAUACUGCCAUCGCUCCAGAAGCCUAGGAAGGUGACGUUGAGAGGUUCCGAUGGUAAAGCCUACAUAAUAAUGUUGAAGCCUCGUGACGACCUUCGCAAGGAUUAUCGCCUCAUGGAGUUCAAUGGGGUGGUGAACAGGUUCCUGCAGGACGCGCCGGAGACACGCCGCCGCCGUUUGUACAUCAGGACGUACAGUGUGCUCCCGUUGAAUGAAGAGUGUGGCCUUAUUGAGUGGGUGCCAAACUUGGUCGGACUCAGGCCUAUACUGAUGCACAUUUAUAAACAAAAAGGGAUUCACACAAGUAAUCGAGAGCUUAAAGAAUUAAUGUGCUCUAACAAAGAUCCAGUGGAGAAGAAAAGGCGGAUAUAUGAAGAGCAGUUGCUUCGUAGGCAUCCCCCUGUGUUCCAGGAGUGGUUCAGGCGGGUGUUCGCCGAUCCAUAUGGAUGGUACCAAGCCAGGUCGGCCUAUAUUAGAACCACAGCCGUUAUGUCUAUGGUCGGCUAUAUUUUAGGACUGGGUGACAGACAUGGUGAGAACAUAUCGUUUGAUUCCACAAAUGGUGAUACUGUACACGUGGACUUCAACUGUCUCUUCAACAAGGGCGAGGCCUUCGAGUGGCCCGAAAGGGUACCCUUCAGGCUUACCCACAACAUGGAGGCAGCUAUGGGACCGCUGAAACAUGAAGGCAUGUUUAGAAAAAGCUGCGAGGCGGUGAUGCGUGCUCUGCGUGCGCAGACUGCGGCAUUGAUGUCAGUGAUUGGACCGUUUGUAUACGAUCCGCUGGUAUCAUGGGGUCACGCCCGAUCCGUCGAUGCCGAACGGACAAACGAACAGGCGUUACUGCAUCUCAUGCACAUACGGCAGCGGCUUAACGGCAUGGUGAAAACGAAAAAUAAACAAUUGUCACUUUCGCUAUCGCCGGAAGGACAAGUGGAGCAUUUGAUCGUCGAAGCCACCAGCAUUCAUAAUCUUUGUCAGAUGUAUAUAGGAUGGGGACCAUUUUUGUAACUAAGAAGAAACAAUUAUAAUUUUGUGCCUUUCCGUGUUACAACCCAGUAAUAUUUAAGUAAGAAGGCUGUGUUAAUUGUACGACGUCAUUCUUGUUUUUACUUAUUGAUUGUAAUUACAUGAUUAAUACAUUUGAAAGAAAAUUCUA
Galleria mellonella (greater wax moth) is the source of this 7900-nucleotide messenger RNA. RefSeq names its product serine/threonine-protein kinase ATR (gene mei-41). The transcript has 29 exons. The record is from RefSeq and is a predicted model, not a curated record. The coding region runs from base 157 to 7752 and encodes 2531 amino acids. Gene Ontology annotation, cellular component: nucleus. Gene Ontology annotation, molecular function: protein serine/threonine kinase activity; protein binding. Gene Ontology annotation, biological process: DNA damage checkpoint signaling; protein phosphorylation; telomere maintenance. NCBI's taxonomy places the organism in Eukaryota, Metazoa, Arthropoda, Insecta, Lepidoptera, Pyralidae.